Molecule: messenger RNA, 1862 nt
Organism: Beta vulgaris subsp. vulgaris (sugar beet)
Lineage: Eukaryota; Viridiplantae; Streptophyta; Magnoliopsida; Caryophyllales; Amaranthaceae
Product: cytochrome P450 76AD1
Exons: 2
Coding region: 180-1682 (500 amino acids)
Molecular function (GO): heme binding; monooxygenase activity; oxidoreductase activity, acting on paired donors, with incorporation or reduction of molecular oxygen
Source: RefSeq, a predicted model, not a curated record
CUUUUAGCAGACUCACAGCAACAACAAAAACUUCUCCAAGCACUUUCUCUUCACUUAGCUUCUCAAUAUACUAGCCAAGACUAGUAGUUUCCUUAUUCUUGGCUAGCUACUUCAUAAUUUCUUCUUCUAUACUUUCGCCAUUGUUUUAAUUAGCCCUUAAACCAUUAUUCUUAGAAACCAUGGAUAACACUACGCUUGCAUUGAUACUUUCUUCUUUAUUUGUAUGUUUUCAACUUAUUCGAUCUUUCAUUAAUCAUGCUAAAAAAUCCAACAAACUUCCACCAGGGCCAAAAAGAAUGCCGAUUUUUGGCAAUAUUUUUGAUCUUGGUGAAAAACCUCAUCGCUCAUUUGCAAAUAUUGCUAAGAUUCACGGCCCUUUGGUGAGCCUACAAUUAGGAAGUGUUACAACUGUUGUAGUAUCAUCAGCAGAUGUAGCUAAAGAAAUGUUCCUUAAAAAUGAUCAAGCACUUGCUAACAGAACUAUCCCUGAUUCAGUUAGAGCAGGUGACCAUGAUAAGUUGUCUAUGUCAUGGUUGCCUGUAUCGGCUAAAUGGCGGAACUUGAGAAAAAUCUCCGCUGUGCAAUUGCUUUCGACGCAACGACUUGAUGCUAGUCAAGCGCAUAGACAAUCCAAGGUGCAACAACUUCUUGAAUAUGUACAUGAUUGUUCUAAAAAAGGACAACCUGUUGACAUAGGGAGGGCAGCAUUUACUACCUCACUUAAUUUAUUAUCAAACACAUUUUUCUCAGUUGAAUUGGCUAGCCAUGAAUCUAGUGCUUCACAAGAGUUUAAACAACUCAUGUGGAACAUUAUGGAGGAAAUUGGUAGGCCUAAUUAUGCUGAUUUCUUCCCCAUUCUUGGCUACCUUGACCCUUUUGGUAUAAGGCGUCGUUUGGCUGGUUACUUUGAUCAACUUAUUGCUGUUUUCCAAGAUAUUAUUGGUGAAAGGCAAAAGAUUCGAUCUGCUAAUCUUUCUGGUGGAAAACAAACAAAUGAUAUUCUUGACACUCUUCUCAACCUCUAUGAUGAGAAAGAGUUGAGUAUGGGUGAAAUUAAUCAUCUCCUAGUGGAUAUCUUUGAUGCUGGAACAGACACCACAGCUAGCACAUUGGAAUGGGCAAUGGCAGAGCUAGUUAAAAAUCCGGAUAUGAUGGUCAAAGUUCAAGACGAAAUCGAGCAAGCGAUUGGAAAAGGUUGUUCAAUGGUUCAAGAAUCCGAUAUCUCAAAGCUCCCAUACUUGCAAGCUAUUAUCAAGGAAACAUUGCGUCUACAUCCUCCAACUGUAUUUCUCUUACCUCGAAAGGCAGACGCUGACGUGGAGUUAUAUGGUUAUGUUGUACCCAAAAAUGCACAAGUUCUAGUCAAUCUAUGGGCAAUUGGUCGUGAUCCAAAGGUAUGGAAAAAUCCAGAAGUAUUUUCUCCUGAAAGGUUUUUAGAGAGUAAUAUUGAUUACAAGGGACGAGAUUUCGAGCUUUUACCAUUUGGUGCUGGAAGAAGGAUAUGUCCUGGACUCACUCUAGCUUAUAGAAUGUUAAAUUUGAUGAUGGCCAAUUUUCUUCAUUCCUAUGAUUGGAAGCUUGAAGAUGGUAUGCAUCCAAAAGAUUUGGACAUGGAUGAGAAAUUUGGUAUAACUUUGCAGAAGGUUAAGCCUCUCCAAGUUAUUCCCGUACCUAGGAAAUAAUUUCAUUUUCAUAAGUUCUUCGUAUACACAAAUUUUUAAAAAAUAUUAUUUUUCCGCAUGGUUGUUGGUUUUGUAUAAUUAUUAAAGAUGAGUGAUGAGUUGACUGACAAAAAUAAAGAUAUGUAACUAUAUGUAAGCGAUUACGUACUAUUAUCAACUUGAAUUUUUUGGUUUCUCUCA